This is a messenger RNA of Suillus clintonianus, 3534 nucleotides long. RefSeq lists its product as uncharacterized. The transcript is spliced from 17 exons. The record is from RefSeq and is a predicted model, not a curated record. The coding region runs from base 1 to 3534 and encodes 1177 amino acids. NCBI's taxonomy places the organism in Eukaryota, Fungi, Basidiomycota, Agaricomycetes, Boletales, Suillaceae.
AUGGAUGAGAAGAUGCGCGAGUAUAAGCGCUUUCUAGAAAGUCGUGAGAGACCCACGGAUCUCUCGGACAACGACUUUGACACUUUUGUCAUGGAGGAUAACCUCUGGCGCAGAGAACCACAUGGCCGACACCAGCUAGCAGUGAGAGGAGAGCGGCGCUAUCGGAUCCUCAAGGAGGUGCAUGACGAUCUUGGGCACAAGGGUAUUUAUACUGUUCGUACACGCCUCCUCUCGCGCUUCUGGUGGCCAAUGAUGGUCGACAAUGUUAAAUGGUACACAAAAACCUGCCACGAGUACCAAGUCCGUCAGAAUAUUCGCCUGCACAUUCCACCCACUGUACCAAUCCCGGGCGGUCUGUUCCGCAGAGUACACAUAGACUGCAUGAUGAUGCCCAAAAGGCUAUUUCUACUCCAUUCCCUCCUUCACUACCCACUACGGAUGGCACCUGCUCCCAAACGCUUUAAAGGACUCUCCCGUACUGUCCACAUCAAAGAAGGACAUCGAUAUGCGAGGUUCUCAGAACGAUACAUCAAGCAAAGCAGUUUUGCACUGGAGAGAGAGAAUGGUCAGGCUAAAUACAUGUUGGAUAUCAGUGGUCUUGCUACAGAAACACUCAGCGCAUUGAGUGAAUUGCGCUCAGACCCUCCAAUGGAUGACACACCAUCCGACAUUAUUACAGAAGACUUUGGUAUGGAGUGGGAAACACUUCCCGAGCAUUUGCAGGAGAACGAAACCAUUGUCUGCGCGAUCCGGGACUACACAGACGCUCCUUGGAUUGGCCGUCACUACAAGGAUUCGAGAACAUGGCGUCGACGACUUCACAAUCUUCACGCCAACUGGGCUACGCUCAUUCCCUUGCUUGUUGAUGCCUACCUCCAGUGGAAAUCUUCGAUGAACAGGCUUCCUGCACCAAUAACAUCUAUCUCACAAUCUGCAGUUUGUCUUUCACCAUCUGUCGCCCUCAUGUCUCGUGGCUACAUAGGCAACGCUCCCCACCAACCCUCAUUCGCUGUCGCUAUUCGGACCCUUGAACUCUUCCGUCUUCUUUGGCUUCGCAAGCCCUCGUUGAGUGUAGAAGCAUUUGCUAAGGUGAUAUGUGAUACUUAUGCGGUCCCUUACCGAAGAUCUAAUCGCACCACUCUUUCUAGCACAUUCAACACAUAUCUCACAGUUUUACGUGUGGUCGAGAAGAGAGUCAACACAGCACUCCAACACGACACUCCCAACUGGCGAGUGCAGCAUGCAUGUCCCCCCUGCUCCUACGUACUGGCAAAUGAGCCCCCACUCGAGUUUGGACGUAUGUAUGUGUUUGACGGGGGCAAUUCAGCCAAGCGGAUGUUGACGCCUGGUGAACGCCAAGUGGGGGACUUACAUGUAUUCGAAGACAGCGAUUAUCUUCUCACCCGUACAUUUGUUGACGGUUUUGCAAACGAAGUGCACCCGAGAUCGGACCCUGACAUUACAAGACCCACCGAAGCUGAUGUCAUUGCUGAGACAGAUGAUGACCUGCCGGUGUCCAUCUCCUCUCAAGCCAUUGCUGCUGAGUGCAGUAAAAACUGGAAGGCCGCUGCAUCUGAUGAGAAGAAGAGAAUGUGGAAUAUUUUUGAUGAAACAGGGAUCUUUUGGCGAGCUAUAGGUCGCUUCUUUUUGGUUUACAAAAGUCGAUGCUUAAUAAUAGUACACAGUGCGAAAUACCCUCUCUCCAUCAUUGCGAAGGCUCUUGAAGUCCUUGGUGAAUGUUCUCUUGAAUCCAGCAGUCUCGGCCCACUGUUCAAGCAAAUGGACUGUCGCAUGUGUGUGGAUGUAUUUCAUGGGUUUGCGCAUAACUACAAGUGCCAGACGAGGCACCAUCCUUGUGGUAUCAAAGGUGCAGGUUUGGAAGACUUUGGCAUGGCUGAACAUAUAUUCUCAGCGUCCAAUGCACUUGCUCCGAUAAUCCGCUAUGCCAGCGCUUACAAUCGGCACGUUUCUCUCGACAUGUUUUUUAAACAGUGGGACACUGAAAAGUAUAUGAAUCUCGCCACAAUGAUCUUCAAUAACUACCAUCAGGCCCUCCAUAUAAUCACACAUGAAACUGUUAUGUUAGCUGAGGCCAUGGUGUCGCUUGGUAUUGUGGAGGGAGACUUUGCACUGUGGCAAGAGGAAGAAGUUCGGUACUUCAGUACACUUGGGCAGGAGCCGGAGUACGAUGUCCAUGCCAUGGUAUAUGUCGAACUCCUCCAAUCGCUUCGCGAUUUGGACGUGCCUACCAACUAUCAGUUCCAGCCCUCUCGAGACUCGUACGCAGCUGAAUUGGCUCACACUCACAAACUCGAGACUCAACGGCGCUACACCGCCGAGAAGCUUGAUACAGUGCAGCGUGAAGUUCUUGCGAUGGAGCGACUCAAUGUCGCACAAACAGCGUAUAAAAUGUGGACCCAAAUCUCGAAGUCCCUUCAAACACAUUGUCAAGCUAUCCAAAACGCCAUCAAGAAAUACAACGAGGCUGCUUUCCUUGACGAAUUCACUCUCCUGCGCAACACACAUCAAGAUAUUCGUGAUAAACCAUGGGCAAAGCCAGCUAUAUGUGAGACCAUGCGCCAACACCAACGCAUUCAACGAGCGCACGAAGAAGUUCUCCGCUGCAAUGUAGAAAUCCGAAGACUCCAUUCUGCCAUCCUGGAUGAACAGCGCCACUUCAAAAAGGUUAUCAGGGAGUUGGAGGCGGCUGCAGGAUCACCUUUGCUUGUAGCAGUGCAGGAGGCUGCUAAGAUCCGCACUCUUGUUAAUCAUCAACUUCUCAUAUGCAUCACUCAAGUCUAUUCUCUUCCUGGUUUCACCGGAAACCCCUCCCCUGGCAUCAGAGAAGGUGCGGUUGCAGAGGAGGACCCUGUGAAUGAUGACCUUGAACCUCAUGACGAGUUGAAUGAACCUCACAGCGAUAAUGAAGCUGAUGCAUUGGAGGAGGAUGACCUCUGCACAGAUAUAGGAACUGUUGUAGAAUAUAUCUCAGACUUAGCUCUUUAUGUGGCCAAGAUUUGGACGAGAAAGUUUUACGCUGUUGUGGUGGGCCAUGAAUCUGGUAUCUAUUUUACUUGGGCUGAAUGUCAACUCGCGGUCAACGGCUUUUCCAAACCUGUCUACAAGAAACUCGCUUCAUUCUCAGAAGCUUUAGAAUGGUUCAUCACAAAGGGGCACCGUGUGGGCAAUGCCACUAAUCAAUGUUCUCGCAAGUCCACACCAAUCGCCCAAAGGGGGGCAACUUUGAAUUCCGCUACGUUUGACACAACUGACGUACCACAGCUGCAAAACUUGACACUCAACGUCAUGACGGAUACCCAUCCCGUGUCUACAGUGCAUGUCCAGAUGCCUUCACACUCCUGCAUGGGUGCCACAACAAUGGAGCAAGUCCAGACGCCUUCACGCUCUCGCACGGGUGCUGCAACAAUGGAGCAAGUCCAGACGCCUUCACGCUCUUGCACGGGUGCUGCUCGUGCUUGGCGAGUACCAGGGCAGGGACAAAGUCAACAGCCAGGUCAUCGGCAAGUCUACUAA